Molecule: messenger RNA, 882 nt
Organism: Trichosporon asahii var. asahii CBS 2479
Lineage: Eukaryota; Fungi; Basidiomycota; Tremellomycetes; Trichosporonales; Trichosporonaceae
Exons: 2
Coding region: 1-882 (293 amino acids)
Source: RefSeq, a predicted model, not a curated record
AUGGCAGAGAACUUUACUAGUGUGCCCGACUGCAGCGCUCCGAGCAAGAAGCCGCGCCUCGACGCUUCUUCCAACUAUGCGCACUUCGAUAUUCAGGCGUUCCCGCACAUUCUGGAUGCGGUUAUCGAGGCUGCGUCACCGGAAGCCCUGUGCUCUUUACGGGCUACAAGUCGCGAGCUGCGCGACGAGGUUGACCGUCGACAACGGCAUGUCUCCCUCCGAACGGACCGCGAGGGGCCAAACCCGUGGGCGGACGACGUGACCGAGGAGGAGCGGAUCUUGAUACUUGAGAGGCGGAGGAUUGAGGCGGAGACGCAUGGCACCCGCGCACCCCCUCUACGAGGUAUCACGAACAGAGGACUUCGCUUCACUUCCCCACCUCCGCAAAUGGACGUCUUGGACAUGUCUGGCGAGAUCCUGCUCAUGUGGCACGACUACGCCCGCCCCGACGCCGACUGGGACGACCCCGCUCUCGACGAGCGGAGCGAUUACGGCCGAGGGCCGUGGGUGCGUGAGUGGGUCGACGAGAACGAGGGCUGGUACCUCGCUGAGCCGACCCUCGUACGCUACCUUUCGGGAUUGGAUCUGGAUGAGGAGCACGACACGCCGAGAGUCGGGCCCUUGAGACCGGACCCUUGUGCUGUGUACUUCUGCGACUUUCCGGACUUCUGGUUCACACUGAUCCUCCUAAACGAAUACUACCGGCCUUCUCCCGGGGAAGAGCGCCCGCUUCUCCUCGACACUGUGCUGAAUCUGGGCACGAAUGCGUUCACCGUCCUGUUCAACUCAACCGAGGAGUUUGAGAAAUCCAUCGAAGAGGAGGGCUACGCGCCGCCUUUCUUCGGAAGUCUCCUCGAGGCUCUCGUGUGGAACUACGGCUAA